CACUAUGAGAAAUGGCUUCAUAUAAGUCAAAGAGCGGAUCAAAGAUAAAUGUUACAAAAGCAGCAGAAGAGUCCAGCGCAGCGGAAGAUUAUGUCACACCUGGGGGCUACGAGCUGGAGAAAAUCCUCAACCGUGGGAGCGUGGCUUACACUCAUGUCAACAAGGUCUGGCCUAACGUCUACAUCGGAGAUGAACAGACUGCGAAGGACAAGUUUACCCUGAAGGGGCUGGGUAUUACUCACAUUUUGAAUGCUGCAGAGGGAACGUGGAACAACGUGGACACUGGAGCGGAUUACUACAGGGACAUGGACGUUGUUUAUUAUGGCGUGGUGGCAGAAGACAUCCCAACUUUUGACCUCAGCCAGUAUUUCUUCUCUGCUGCAAAGUUCAUUAAGGAGACUCUAGAAAAUCCUCAGAAUAAACUGCUGGUGCAUUGUGUGAUGGGAAGAAGCAGAUCUGCCACUCUCUUUCUCGCCUACCUGAUGAUCUAUGAGAACAUGACAGUUGUGGACGCCAUCGAGCAUGUAAAAAGACAGAGACGGAUCAUCCCUAACUGGGGCUUCCUGAAGCAGCUGAGGGAGCUGGAUCAACAGCUCCUGGAGGGAAGAGGAGACUGAUUCUGCUCAAGUCUAAAAAAAAAAAUCUACUUCAAAAGUUAAAAGCAGAAAUCUGAAACAAGCUAGAGACAUAUUCUUACAUAAACUUUUUAAAGUAGGUUUUUCAUGUCCUUGAAUAUAACUAAGUUUCUAAAAACCAAAUCCUUGUACUGGAAUUAAAUAUUCACCAUAUGUGGCUAUGAAUUUAUUUUCACUGUUCUGGUCCAGAUAAGUUUAUUUUCUCCAAAUAAGUGGGAUCUAAGCUAUGCUUCUGAUUAAAGGAGAACAAUCAAGUACAUGGUCAAUCAUAAUUUAUUCUUAUGCUAAAAUUUACAGCAUUUUAAGUGACUGACAAAAGGAAAAAAAG
This is a messenger RNA of Cyprinodon variegatus (sheepshead minnow), 963 nucleotides long. Its product is annotated as dual specificity phosphatase DUPD1-like. Gene Ontology annotation, molecular function: protein tyrosine/serine/threonine phosphatase activity; MAP kinase phosphatase activity. The record is from RefSeq and is a predicted model, not a curated record. Bases 12 to 617 code for a protein of 201 amino acids. NCBI's taxonomy places the organism in Eukaryota, Metazoa, Chordata, Actinopteri, Cyprinodontiformes, Cyprinodontidae. Gene Ontology annotation, biological process: protein dephosphorylation; negative regulation of MAPK cascade. The transcript is spliced from 3 exons. Gene Ontology annotation, cellular component: cytoplasm.